CUUCCUGAGCUACCUGGUGCCUGCUUGUUUGCCGUCCGGGGUCGCCUGCCUGCCUGCCUGCUGUUGCUGCUGUCUGUCCGCUGCUCGGCUCGGAGACUCGGGGAUGCUCCGGAGAUGGGAUUGAAGCGCGCAAGCAGCAAAGUGUCGGACGGAGUUUGAGACAAUAGGAGGGUGCUUUUCGUUACUUCUGAAAACUGAAAGUGAUCGCUGGAUGGAUUUUUGUUUCGGAGGAAUUUGAAAUAAAAUACUCGGGGUGAAAAUGAAGCUGCUGAAGCCAAGCUGGGUGAGCCACAAUGGUAAACCCAUAUUUUCAGUUGACAUCCACCCUGAUGGGACAAAAUUUGCAACUGGUGGCCAAGGGGAGGAUUCAGGGAAGGUGAUGAUCUGGAACAUGGCACCGGUCCUCAGAGAGGAGGAUGAGAAAAAUGAGAAUAUUCCCAAAAUGCUUUGCCAGAUGGACAAUCACUUAGCCUGCGUGAACUGUGUGCGCUGGUCCAAUAACGGGUUGUACCUGGCCUCUGGAGGAGACGACAAGCUGGUCAUGGUGUGGAAGAGAGCUGCGUUCAUUGGUCCGAGCACAGUGUUUGGGUCAAGCAGCAAACUGGCCAAUGUGGAGCAGUGGAGGUGUGUCACCAUCCUGAGGAACCACACUGGAGAUGUGAUGGAUGUGGCCUGGUCUCCUCACGAUGUGUGGCUGGCCUCCUGCAGUGUGGAUAACACCAUUGUGAUCUGGAAUGCUCGCAAAUUCCCAGAGAUGGUCACUACUCUGCGAGGACACACUGGCCUAGUUAAAGGCCUCACAUGGGAUCCAGUAGGGAAAUACAUCGCCUCCCAGGCUGACGACCACAGCCUCAAAGUGUGGAGGACCGUGGACUGGCAGAUGGAGGCCAACAUCACCAAACCCUUCAAUGAGUGCGGUGGGACGACCCAUGUCCUGCGUCUGUCCUGGUCUCCAGAUGGUCAGUAUCUGGUGUCGGCUCAUGCCAUGAACAACUCUGGCCCCACCGCUCAGAUCGUAGAGAGAGAUGGCUGGAAGACUAAUAUGGAUUUUGUGGGCCACCGUAAAGCUGUCACUGUGGUGAAAUUCAACCCAAAAAUCUUUAAGAAGAAGCAGAAGAACGGCAGCUCUCCAAAACCCAGCUGUCCAUACUGCUGCUGCGCUGUCGGCAGCAAAGACCGAUCGCUCUCCGUCUGGCUCACCUCACUGAAGCGCCCUCUUGUGGUCAUCCAUGAUCUUUUUGAUAAAUCAAUUAUGGACAUUUCCUGGACAUUGACAGGUCUGGGAAUGUUGGUUUGCUCAAUGGAUGGCACGGUGGCCUAUUUGGAUUUCUCCCUGGAUGAACUGGGAGACCCACUGAGUGAAGAGGAAAAGAACAGCAUCCAUCAGAACAUCUAUGGAAAGAGUCUGGCCAUAACCAGCACUGAGGCUCAGCUCUCCACCACCAUCAUCGAGAACCCCGAGAUGCUCAAAUACCAACAGGAGCGACAGAACUCGGCCCAGGCCAGUUCAGGACCAGGUGGCACUGGGCCUGAAUCUUCAGCACCCAAACUCAACAGUGUGAUGAACGGAGAGUCUCUGGAAGACAUCAGGAAGAAUCUUUUGAAGAAGCAGGUGGAAACCAGAACAGCAGAUGGCAGAAGAAGAAUCACACCGCUCUGCAUCGCUCAGCUGGACACGGGGGAUUUCUCCCCAGCUCUGUUCAACAGUGUUCCCAUCCUGCCCUCGGGCUCAUCCAUGUCCAGCCAGCUCACCCCCCAGCUCAGCUCCGACUCCAGUCCAGGACAGGCCUCUUCUAUGGGGCUUAAGCCCACACAUGACCCCAUGCUUACCUCACCUCCUCCCAACAACACCGCAAAGGCACUGGAGGACAACAAUGAUGGUGUCAAGUCCAGUCUGCUGCUCACCUCUGCCUCCAAGAUUGAACCAAUGAAAGCUCUGGACUCCAGGUUCACGGAGAGGUCAAAGACUACGCCAGGCGUGACAGCCACCAUCUCCUCCACCGCUGGGCUCACACCAUUAGACAGCAGGCUGAAAGAUGGGGUCUCUGCCCAGAAGGAGGCAAAAACCAAAGAGGAGACCAGCAGCGACAGCGAGGACAAGAUGGCCGCUAUCAACAAGAACCUGACAUUUGGCAAGAGGAAACCAGAGCUGCUGCUGGAUGGAGGAGAGGUGGUGGAGAAGAAGAAGAAGGGGCGGCCCAGGAAAGACAAGAUGGCUGCUUCUAUGGCCCAACCAUUCACUCAGAUAACUCCUCCGUCAGAGCGGGAGCCCAGUAGGGCCGCAGCUCCUCCAGCUCCUGUCGCUGUUCUCAAACUACCAACACCAAGUACACAGAAGUCCUUCAGUGUGCAGGUGAGCAUGGAGCCCUCAGUGUUCCUGGAAGUGGAGAACGAGGUGUCCGUGGUUGCAGGCUCGAAGCUCAGCCAGCUACGAUGCUCCAGAGACGGACGAGACUGGAACACCCUCCUUCCCAGCUCCGUGGUUGCUGCAGCAGGGAGCAGUGACAUCCUUGCAGUCGCCUGUGAAGACAGGAUGUUGUCAGUGUUCUCUUCCUGUGGGCGGCGGCUCCUUCCUGCCAUCCAGCUAGGCACCCCUGUGUCAGCCGUACACUGCUCCGCCCACUACGUCAUGGUUCUGACUGCUGGAGCAACAUUGUCCGUGUGGGACGUUCAGAAACAGAAGGCUCUGGUCAAGAAUGAGUCUCUGCUGACUGUUUUAUCUGGAGCUGACACCACAGUGUCUCAGUCUCUGCUGACUCAGCAGGGAGUUCCAGUCAUCGGACUGUCCAAUGGGAAGUCUUACUGCUUCAGCUCCUCACUGGAGACGUGGACUCUGAUAGCAGAUAAAGGCGACUCUCUGGUCCAGUGUGCUGACUUCAGGAGCUGCCUGCUGAGCCAUGACGCACCCGUGUCCUCAGGGCCUCUGGCUGUCAUGCAGGGACGCAACCUCAAUGCCGGUCGCCUGGCUUCCCGCCUCUCCUCCACCCCUCACCACCUGCAGCAGAGCAUGACGCUGGCCUUCCUGGAGAAUCAGCUGGCCUCUGCGCUGACUCUGCAGUCAGCGCAGGAGUAUCGCUACUGGCUGCUCAUCUAUGCCCGUUUCCUCGUCAAUGAAGGCUCAGAGUAUCGCCUCCGAGAACUCUGCAAGGAGCUGCUGGGUCCUGUCCACAAAUCAGCGGCUACAUCCUGGGAGCCCACCACAUUGGGUCUACGUAAGCGUGAGCUGCUGCGGGAGGUCUUACCCGUCAUCGGUGAAAACCUUCGAUUCCAGAGACUGUUCACCGAAUAUCAGGACCAGCUGGAGCUGCUGCGCAACAAAUAACACACUGCUGCACAGACACACACGGACUUAAAACAGUUUGGUUUUCCUCAGCUCGGGUAAACUGACUGCUUUCUUCAACUUGAAACGCUGCUCUGACUUAGACCUGAAAAACACGACGCGGCGUCUCCGGAGAACUUUAACAGCAACUGGUCCUCAGCUUUUUGAGCGCUGGGAUUUUUCAGUGCUGUUGCUCACUGGAGACAAGAAAUUUUUUUCUUUUCCACUUUUCAGUUUCAACUGUCCUCUCCUGUCUUUAAUGGCACUCUGUCAUUCAGACAUAGGUCACUUUUACUGUGUGAUGCAACACAAAAUGGCCAUAUUUGGAAAAUAUUUCCAAAAGUCUUGUUGCACAUCGAUGCUAUAAAAGACGAGUGUACCUGCUUUCUGUUAAUGACCACCGAUGUUUUAAUGUAGACGUCUGUGAGAGGACUGCCCUUGGGCUCUGUUAACACUUUCCUAAUGAUGACAUUUAUGGUCUCAGUCACUGAUUUCAGGACGUACUAAAUAAAAGUUUGGGUCCUUCUAAGUGUCAGAAAGGAGGAUUAUCAGGAUAAGAUCUCUGCUUUUGAGUUUGAAUCCUCCAUUUUUUGCUCUUUACACCCAGUUUUGAAAAACAUGGCGACGGCGAAAACGUUUAUCUCGAUUCUUCGGUGUAUUAUUAAAGUGGGAUUUUACGAACUAAUCGGUGACAUCACAGUAGCUUCGUCCAUCUUUAGACUGUCCGCGGUCCCAGCAGUCGGGUUGAAAACAGCACCGAUGUUAUGAUGUAAAUGUUAGCGCUGUUAAGUGUUUUUCUUUUGUGUGUUUUAAAUUUCUGAUCACCAAUAAUGUUCAGUCAGAUAAAUAUGUCUUCUAUUGGACACUCGGUGAAAUGUUCUGUUUGUCUGUUUUUCCACUUUGCUUGUAAAUAAGCUGAACUCAGAAACACACCAGGGCUGGUAAAGCUCCGAUUUCUCCUCACGUUUCUCUGCUGCCAGGCAAUAACCACUGCAGGUCUUUCAGGAUCAAGGAGGGGAAGUUGUUUUGUUUUUGUCUGAUAUCCAUGAACUUGACAUUUGACCCAAAGGUCAUGAAACCCAUUAAUGAAGUUCACUGCAGCAGCAUUAAUACACUCCUCUGCCAGCUCGGUGUGAUUGAAGCUUGUUAACUGCUGUGUUUACUCCAGAGUGUGGACAGCAGCACAGACAAAUCCCUUUGACUUAAUACCCCCC
Archocentrus centrarchus (flier cichlid) is the source of this 4533-nucleotide messenger RNA. It is a transcript of the gene hira, whose product is annotated as histone cell cycle regulator a. Gene Ontology annotation, molecular function: protein binding; nucleosome binding. Gene Ontology annotation, biological process: DNA-templated transcription; chromatin remodeling; regulation of DNA-templated transcription. Gene Ontology annotation, cellular component: HIR complex; nucleus; chromatin. NCBI's taxonomy places the organism in Eukaryota, Metazoa, Chordata, Actinopteri, Cichliformes, Cichlidae. The coding region runs from base 260 to 3322 and encodes 1020 amino acids. The transcript has 25 exons. The record is from RefSeq and is a predicted model, not a curated record.